Messenger RNA from Clonostachys solani, 183 nucleotides. The record is from the annotation of a GenBank genome assembly. Lineage: Eukaryota; Fungi; Ascomycota; Sordariomycetes; Hypocreales; Bionectriaceae.
AUGGAUUCGAAAGCUAUUCUCAAUACCUAUCGUUACUUCUGCAGCGUGUACCGGAGUCUUGUCAUGAGCCAGACUCAGAAGGGACCCCGCCGGGAAAGUCUUUCUGAAGGCUUCUCUCUUGGAGGAGCAGCCCGCCCCUUUAGUCAAAAUCUGGGCAAGGUCCCGAAGAGGCUAGAAGCCUAG